AUGUCUGCUCCUCUACCGAGAAAUGAGGGAGAAGAAGACGUUCUCUUUGAUGUGGAUUUCUUGAGUGAUCCACCUACAGCAGGACAGCAACGACAGCCACAACAAGGACAAGAAACCCCCGGUUUCCUAAUUCAUGACGACAGUAAUCGCUAUAAUGCCAACUAUCUAUUCCCACAGGAGACAAUUGAUUUAGAUAGAGAUGAAAAUAUUGAGAAUGAUAUUACAGGAAAUCCGUUCAUGGAUGAUACAGCCGCCACUUGGAACGAUGAUAGGUUUGCAGAAUCAAGACAUGGCUCACGUCUAGGUGGUGGUAGAAAUACUAGAUCUGGUGGUAAUGCCUUUACCAAUUUUUUCGCAAAUAUGAGAGACAGAUUUGGUAUGAACAAGAAAAGGUAUCAAAGUUUCGAAAUGACAGACUUCAACAAUGUGGAUAACCAUGGGACAUACGAGAAAUCGAGGAAUAUGUUUGAUAUUAAAAUAUUAUUCAACCAUUAUAUUUUAAGGAAACCUAUCAAUUCCGCUAAUGAGAACGGUCCACGUUUGAUCCAUAUCAAUGAUGGUAUUGCCAAUGACGGAUUAGGGUACGGAGAUAACCACAUUUCCACUACCAAAUACAAUGCAGCUACUUUCUUACCCAAAUUUUUAUUCCAAGAGUUUUCAAAAUAUGCUAAUCUUUUCUUUCUUUUCACGUCCGUUGUUCAACAGGUACCCAAUGUGUCGCCUACAAAUCGAUAUACUACUGUAGGUACCUUGCUUGUAGUAUUAGUGGUUUCUGCUAUCAAGGAGUGCGUGGAAGACAUAAAGAGAGUCCAUUCAGAUAAUGAACUGAACAAUGCAAAUACUGAAGUGUUCUCCGAAUUGGAUGGUGGACUCAUACAAAAAAGGUGGAUUGACAUUCGUGUUGGUGACAUAGUGAAAGUGAAAUCCGAAGAACCUAUCCCCGCAGAUAUGAUCAUUCUCUCCUCUUCAGAGCCUGAAGGUUUAUGUUAUAUCGAAACUGCAAAUUUAGAUGGUGAAACAAAUCUAAAGAUCAAGCAGUCAAGACCCGAGACAUCCAAGUAUAUUGAUGUGAGAACAUUGGGAUCGAUCCAAGGUCAUAUAAAAUCGGAACAGCCCAAUUCAAGUCUAUAUACUUAUGAAGGAACUUUAAUUUUAAACGAUCAAGAAAUUCCUUUAACUCCAGAUCAAAUGAUUUUGAGAGGUGCUACUUUGAGGAAUACCGCUUGGAUGUUCGGUAUAGUUGUUUUCUCUGGUCAUGAAACAAAAUUGAUGCGUAAUGCAACUGCUACUCCAAUUAAGAGAACCGCUGUGGAGAGAAUUAUUAAUUUGCAAAUCACUGUGCUGUUCGGAGUACUGGUUGUACUGUCUUUGAUUUCUGCAAUAGGUAACGUCAUUAUGAGUACUGCAGGCUCCAAGCAUCUACAGUAUCUAUAUCUGAAGGGGACUAAUAAAGUAGGCCUCUUUUUCAGAGACUUACUGACAUUUUGGAUUCUUUUUUCAAAUUUGGUACCUAUUUCGCUUUUUGUCACUGUGGAAGUUAUCAAAUAUUAUCAGGCAUUUAUGAUUUCCUCAGACCUCGAUCUCUAUGAUGAGGAAACGGAUACGCCAACGGUGGUACGGACUUCAUCGUUAGUAGAAGAAUUGGGUCAAAUUGAAUAUGUUUUUAGCGACAAAACGGGGACUCUGACUCGAAACGUCAUGGAAUUCAAAUCUUGCUCUAUAGCAGGACGCUGUUACAUCGAGACAAUUCCAGAGGAUAAAAAUGCAACAUUUGAAGAUGGUGUGGAAGUUGGUUAUAGAAAAUUUGAAGACUUACAGGAAAGGUUAAAUGAUUCAACGAAUGACGAGGCUCCAUUGAUCGAAAAUUUCUUAACAUUACUGGCUACAUGCCAUACUGUUAUUCCCGAAAUCCAGACCGAUGGAUCAAUUAAAUAUCAAGCUGCCUCUCCUGAUGAAGGUGCUUUGGUUCAAGGUGGUGCAUUUUUGGGUUACAAGUUCAUUAUUCGUAAGCCAAGUUCGGUUGUUGUUUUCAUUGAAGAAACUGAAGAGGAAAGAACUUUCGAACUCCUAAAAAUAUGCGAGUUCAAUUCCAGUAGAAAACGUAUGAGUGCUAUUUUCAGAACACCUGAUGGUUCUAUCAAGCUUUACUGUAAAGGUGCUGAUACUGUUAUCAUGGAUAGAUUGGCUAGUGAGAACAAUCCCUACGUUGAUAGUACCGUAAGGCAUUUAGAGGAGUAUGCUUCAGAGGGUUUCAGAACGUUAUGUGUCGCCAUGAAAGAUAUAGGAGAGGCUGAAUACGCUGAAUGGUGCAAGAUUUAUGAGUCCGCGGCGACUUCUUUGGAUAACAGACAGCAGAAGCUCGACGAUGCUGCAGAACUAAUUGAAAAAGAUCUACUCCUACUCGGUGCUACUGCUAUUGAGGACAAAUUGCAAGAUGGAGUUCCUGAAACUAUUCAUACUCUACAAGAAGCAGGUCUGAAAAUAUGGGUCCUGACUGGUGAUAGACAAGAGACUGCUAUUAACAUCGGUAUGAGUUGUCGUUUAUUAAGUGAAGAUAUGAACCUAUUGGUCAUUAAUGAAGACACUAAAGAAAAGACGAGCGAUAACAUGAUUGAAAAGUUGGACGCCAUUAAUGAACAUAAGAUCUCACCGCAAGAGAUGGACACUUUAGCUCUGGUGAUUGAUGGUAAAUCCCUAGGGUUUGCCUUAGAACCUGAUUUGGAGGAUUAUUUGUUAACACUAGGAAAAAUGUGUAAGGCAGUCAUAUGCUGUCGUGUAUCACCAUUGCAAAAAGCUUUGGUGGUAAAAAUGGUAAAGAGAAAAUCCUCUUCUUUGUUGUUGGCCAUUGGGGAUGGUGCAAACGAUGUUAGUAUGAUCCAGGCUGCACACGUUGGUGUUGGUAUCAGUGGUAAAGAAGGUUUACAGGCAUCAAGAUCUGCUGAUUUCGCUAUUGGACAAUUCAAAUAUUUGAAGAAGUUGCUACUUGUUCAUGGUGCAUGGUCUUACCAAAGAAUUUCAAUGUCAAUUUUAUACUCCUUUUACAAGAAUAUCGCACUCUACAUGACCCAAUUUUGGUACGGCUUUUCAAACGCAUUCUCAGGACAAUCCAUAAUGGAAUCGUGGACACUCACAUUUUACAAUGUCUUUUUCACCGUAUUGCCGCCAUUUGUAAUCGGUGUUUUUGAUCAAUUUGUCAGUAGUCGUCUAUUGGAGCGUUAUCCUCAACUUUAUAAGUUGGGCCAGAAGGGCCAAUUCUUCUCAGUAACCAUAUUUUGGGGAUGGAUCAUGAAUGGUUUUUAUCAUUCAGGAGUAAUAUAUGUCGGGUCAAUUUUAUUUUACCGCUGCGGUGCAGUGCUGAACAAGCAUGGUGAAGUUGCUGAUCAUUGGACUUGGGGUGUAGCCGUUUUCACUACAAGUCUUGCAAUUGUUCUGGGGAAAGCUGCUCUAGUUACCAAUCAAUGGACUAAAUUCACUUUCGUAGCCAUACCCGGUUCAUUCAUUCUUUGGAUUGUUUACUUCCCAAUCUAUGCCGCAAUUUUUCCUCAUGCAAACGUAUCUAGAGAAUAUUAUGGUGUUGUUUCUCAUACCUAUUCAUCUGCAACGUUUUGGUUAAUGUUGAUAGUGUUAACCGUGUUUGCGUUGAUGAGGGACUUUGUGUGGAAAUACUAUAGAAGGAUGUAUGCACCUGAAGCGUACCAUGUGGUUCAGGAAAUGCAAAAGUUUAACAUUAGUGAUUACAGACCUCAUGCACAGCAGUUCCAGAGUGCUAUUAGGAAAGUGAGACAAGUUCAAAGAAUGAAGAAGCAAAGAGGGUUUGCUUUCUCUCAAAGUGAAGAAGGUGGACAAGAAAGAAUUAUCAGAAUGUAUGAUACCACGCAAAAGAGAGGUAUACAUGGUGAAUUGCAUGAUGCAUCGGCUGAUCCUUUCAGUGACGAUCACUAUGUGAACGUUCCAUCUAACCCAUUCUCCGACGAGAAUCACGAACCAACUUUGGUGAAUGGAGAGGAUUCCUUAGAAUUGUAA
This is a messenger RNA of Zygosaccharomyces rouxii, 4023 nucleotides long. It is a transcript of the gene DRS2, whose product is annotated as aminophospholipid-translocating P4-type ATPase DRS2. Bases 1 to 4023 code for a protein of 1340 amino acids. Gene Ontology annotation, biological process: endocytic recycling; phospholipid translocation; intracellular protein transport. The transcript has a single exon. The record is from RefSeq and is a predicted model, not a curated record. Lineage: Eukaryota; Fungi; Ascomycota; Saccharomycetes; Saccharomycetales; Saccharomycetaceae. Gene Ontology annotation, cellular component: plasma membrane. Gene Ontology annotation, molecular function: ATPase-coupled intramembrane lipid carrier activity; ATP hydrolysis activity; magnesium ion binding.